This is a messenger RNA of Rattus norvegicus (Norway rat), 1722 nucleotides long. It is a transcript of the gene Fgfbp3, whose product is annotated as fibroblast growth factor binding protein 3. NCBI's taxonomy places the organism in Eukaryota, Metazoa, Chordata, Mammalia, Rodentia, Muridae. The transcript is spliced from 2 exons. The record is from RefSeq and is marked provisional. Gene Ontology annotation, cellular component: extracellular region. Gene Ontology annotation, molecular function: fibroblast growth factor binding; heparin binding. The coding region runs from base 138 to 890 and encodes 250 amino acids.
CACAGACAGCCGUAUAAAGCAGACUAAUCCCUUAUGCAGUCAUUCGCUCUAUCUCCACCUCUUCUGGAAUUCGAUCCGAGGAUGCUCCUCACCGCGUGCUACCUGCGCUGAGGCUCCAGGAAUCCCAGAGGAGUGGCAUGGCCAACGCGGGCGUGAGUCCUCCCAGGCCGCGGGCGUCGCUCUCGCCGCUGUCGCUGCUACUGCUGCUGGGAGGCUGCUUCCUCUCGGCCGCCGGGAGGGACAAGGGGGCGGCUGGCAGGGAAGUGGCCCGGGCCUCCGGCCCCAGAGACGGCUCCUUGGGUCGCUUCGUGAGCCCAGAGCAGCACGCGUGCAGCUGGCAGCUCCUGGUGCCCGCCCCGGGGACGCCGACGGGCGGAGAGCUGGCCCUGCGCUGCCAGGUCCCGGGCGGGGCGAGCCUGCACUGCACCUACCGCGGGUAUCCAGAGCGCUGCGCGGCCACCGGCUCCCGGAGCGCGCACUACUGGAAACGGCUGCUGGGCGCGCUGCGCAGGAGACCGCGGCCCUGCCUGGACACCGCGCCGCUGCCGCCGCGCCUGUGCGCCCACAAGACGGCCAGCGCUGAGCUACACCCGCCCGCGCACUCCAGCCUGCCCGCACGUCCUAGCGAGGAGCCCCGGCCCAGGGUGCGGAGCCGGGCUCGACCGCGACAGUCGGUGCGGUCCCCGAGCUCCCAGCCCGAAAAGAAGCCCUUGCUGGUGAAGUCCAACUCAGGCGGGAGGAAGGCGGGCUCAGACCCGGUUCCGGAGACUCCUGAGGCGGUCGGACUCCAGCCCAACGGGCUGGACCAGAAUGCCGAGCUCACUGAGACCUACUGCACUGAGAAGUGGCACUCCCUUUGCAACUUCUUUGUCAAUUUCUGGAAUGGCUGAGGCUGCGGGCUGGCAGGAGCACUAGGGGCAGGUGCUGCGGAGCAGAGGACAGCGCAGCCGGGGCGGAAGGCGUAGGGCAUUUUAGACUAGGAACUGGGAUGGAGGGUAGGCUAGUCGGGAUUCCAAAAUAGGGCAGCAGGUCAGGGUGAGAAGAAUCUGAGUCAGCAGGAGAGCUUUUUUUUGCGGCAUCUCAAUUUUGCCUUAAGGAGCAGAAGAAAUACUGGAAACAGAUAUAUAUUAUGCAAAAAGAAGCUGAAUAGCGGGAAUGAGAAGACUAAAGAGGUGCGAAUUUCUCCUAGGAAGUGGGAUACAAUGUAUAUCACCACAUUUUUAAAUGAACUGUGCGUAAGAACCUGAGUCAUGUUGAAUGGUUCGAAAUCUCGGGUUUUCAGCUUGAGAAAAUGAAUACCCAUCCUCCCUCCUUUCUGGAUUGUAAUGAACUCUGAGUGUGACUUGGCAUCACACCUUCUAUGUAGAUUAAAGCCUUGUAGGUUAAAUAAAUAAAUAAAUCUAAGACUGGAUUAUCAGGACAAUUGUUUCUCAGUCCCUUUACUACUAAUUUUGAGGUGAAUUUUGAGCCUACUGUCCUGAAAGUUUAACUACGUAAAAUCAGAAGUGAAUUUUAGAAGUGUAGUGCCCUCCAGAUCUUCAAGUACAAACAAAAACUCCAGGCCUGUAAAUUGUGAUCACUCUUUUUAAAAAAUCAGCUAAAAUGCAAACAUGUCUCUCAGUACUUGGGCCUUCAUCUCCUUUGUAAUUAAAUUUAAAACGUGGUUUUUAAAAAUAUGUUGUAACAAUCGUCUUUAAUUAAAAAUAAGGUCGUAAAACGAUG